Molecule: messenger RNA, 1341 nt
Organism: Gossypium raimondii (Peruvian cotton)
Lineage: Eukaryota; Viridiplantae; Streptophyta; Magnoliopsida; Malvales; Malvaceae
Exons: 5
Coding region: 148-1017 (289 amino acids)
Source: RefSeq, a predicted model, not a curated record
AGGGAGCAUGUAAUUGCUAACUCAAAAUCUUCCAAAUUUCCUUCUCCUUUGUACUUUCCUUCUCGCAAGGGUUUCCAGUCUGAUUUUUCUUUUUUCGGGAAAUUAGAUUCUCUCUUCCAUACAGAAUCCUAAAUCCGGGUUUCAACAAUGGCUACGACUUCGAAUGGCCCUGACGACUCAGGUAAUAUAAAUGGAAAAGAGGGAACGUUGAACGAGUCAGUGAAAGAAAAUGCUAUGGCUUUGAAUUCAGAUCUCCAACGUGAAAAUACUGAGGCAAAAUCACGAGUGGAAGCGAUGUGGGAGCAAAUGAAUAAGGGGAUACCUAAGGAUGCCUUGAGACAAUUUUCAAGCAAUAAAGCUUCAGCCACAAAUAAAACUUCGCACAAAGCUUCCAAUAAUUGGAUGAAGUAUCUGCAAAUGAGACCAGCAGUGCCUGCUGGCGAUACGGUGCAAGAAAGAUGGACAGAGUCAAAGGCUCCAAGUGCCCCCAAAGAAACUGAAGCGCUUAAUAAAGAUAAAGCAGUGAAGGAAGCUACUGUGGUGCAGAACAAUGUCAGUGAUGAGGCAAAGAAGCUUGCAGCUGCUGCCCUGUCAGCAGUGAAAGAUGCUGCAGCUGCUGCAGCAGCUGCGUCAAAUAGAGGGAAAAUUGAGAUUACUGAGGUACGAGACUUCGCUGGUCAAGAAAUUGAAAUAAAAAAGCGAAUCCAUGCUGAUUCAAAAGAGGCAGCUGAAAAGUCCAAAGCUUAUGCACCUUCUGCAGUAGAUGCUGUUCUUGAACAAAUCAAGAAGAAGCCAAAGCUCAGUGUGCUUGACAAGACGAAAAAAGAUUGGGGAGAAUUCAAGGAAGAAAAUAAGGGGAUGGAGGACGAGUUGGAUGCUUACAAGAAGAGUUCGAACCAGUAUCUGGAUAAGGUUUCUUUCUUGCAGCGGACUGAUUAUCGGGAAUUUGAGAGGGAGAGAGAUGCAAGGCUUGCUCUACAGGCUAGGAGGAGACCAGAAAUGCGGGAGGACCCUUGAUUGUGUACAUUCAUUACUUGCUUUUUAUUGCAUCAUUGUGCCCGAGCUGUAGGAGGAAAGACCCGGAGUUGUUGACAAUUGUGCAGCGGCCUUUUGUUCCCAUAAUUAGGGAUGGAAGCCUUUAGCAAAUACAUUUCUGACUCAUCUGUGUUUCAAAUAAAUAUUUUUGAGGUCUUCCUUCUCUCCCUCUAUCAGUCAUAUUUGUUACUGCACAGCUGUUUGCUUGUAAUGUAUACAUCUAAUGUUUCUUUUGAGAAAGAACAUCACCGAUGGUGCAGCCAUUUAAUAUGCAAGGUUACAAACCCAAGUUAGCUUAGUACUAAA